AUGGUUCAGUGCAUUGUUCUAACCAAAAGAUCAGUCAUCAACAUGUUUCGUGAUAUUGGAUACUACUGGAUGCGACUGUUUGUUUAUAUCGCAAUAGCUUUGGCUCUUGGCACCAUCAUUUACCAUGUUACUGAUCCUAGUCCCUCUUCGGUUCAGGCAACUGGGUCGAUCCUAAUUUUCGUGUCCUCUUUCCUAACUUUCAUGGCCAUUGGUGGAUUCCAUUUAUUUGUGGAGGAAAUGAAGGUGUUUCAACGAGAAAGACUGAACGACCAUUAUGAUCCGAGCGCAUUUGCUGUCAGAAACCUGUUAUCUGCAUUUCCAUUCCUGCUGCUGAUAUCACUAAUUCUAGGGGCCAUUGCGUAUUUUCUUACCGGAUUUCAAAAAGGACUUGAUCCUGGGAAAGUGAUUGACCAUUUCUUCUACUUUGUUGCCGUUCUUUUCGCGUGUAUGAUGUUGGUGGAGAGCCUAAUGAUGGUGAUUGCAAGUUUAGUACCUAAUUUCCUCAUGGGAAUCAUACUGGGUUCUGGAUUCAAGGCCUGA
Molecule: messenger RNA, 540 nt
Organism: Oldenlandia corymbosa var. corymbosa
Lineage: Eukaryota; Viridiplantae; Streptophyta; Magnoliopsida; Gentianales; Rubiaceae
Source: the annotation of a GenBank genome assembly